This is a messenger RNA of Notolabrus celidotus (New Zealand spotty), 1914 nucleotides long. Its product is annotated as protein ALP1-like. The record is from RefSeq and is a predicted model, not a curated record. Bases 502 to 1551 code for a protein of 349 amino acids. The transcript has 3 exons. NCBI's taxonomy places the organism in Eukaryota, Metazoa, Chordata, Actinopteri, Labriformes, Labridae.
GAAUCAAAGUGUCCCAUAUAUUCCAGAUAAGGGAAUCUCCGCUGGUCCAUACGUCACACAACACACGUCACCGGGGGAUCUGCACGCCGAUUGGCUAUCGCGCCGCGAUUCAUUCGCUUGAGUUCAGAUAUUUCAACUCUUGCAAAUCGUUCGCGCAAAUGAAUUUGCUUCAUACGUGCGAAUGAUGCGCGCCAUUCGCGCCGCCAGACCAGUACUCGCGUCCCUGCAUUGACUUCACAUGUACUUCAUUCGUGCAAAUGAUUCUAUUGGCGUAUGGUGUGAACGCACCAUUAGAUUUCACCUUUAACACAGCCUCUGAAUAAAGGAUUUGUAUUAUAAUUAUCAUGCAAACUUCUCAAAAUAUUGCGUUAAUAUAAACAUAUCACUACGCCUAACACCAAUGCAUAUUCUUCGAUUUAAAGCUAGUCAUGGAUUUAAAAUUUAAACCCACAGUAAUAUUAUAAGUAUGCAGCUAUUGUUUAAUUAACAAUUUCCCUUCUCAUGUUAUCCCCUCCUUUCCUAAUCCAGACCAGACACCUGUACUGCAGGAUAAACCUGGCGGUUCCUGUGCUCCAGAGGUUUUUCGGUCAGGGGGAUACAAGACCUGACUUCAGGCUGAGCAGAGAGUCUCUGGCAGUGCUGCUGGACCUCCUCCAACAGGAGCGGAGACAUGGAUGGGGUGCCACAAUCGAGACCUUGGUGUUCCUCUUCUGGCUGGCAAGUGGGGCAUCAUACAGGGUGAUCUCGAGGGUGUUCGGGAUGCCUCGCUCCACUGUCCACCGCAUCGUCCAUCGAGUUACUGCGGAGGUGGUGGCCGUUCGCCACAAGGUUAUCUGCCUCCCAAAGACCGCAGAAGAUCUUGCAGCAGUAACUCAUGGGUUUGCAGGGCUGGCAAGACACGCAGCCUUCGGGAAAGCUGCAGGAGCAAUCGACGGCUGUCAUGUCAGGAUCAAGCCACCAAGUGGCCCUGAUGGUCACUGUUAUAAGAACAGAAAACUGUUUUACUCAAUAAUACUUCAGGCAGUUUGUGACCAUCAGGGCCGCUUUAUUGACACGUACGUGGGCUGGCCGGGGUCGGUGCACGACUCCAGGGUACUCCGGCACAGCCCACUGUACAGGCGGGAGAUCUACCCUCCUCCAGGGCACUUCAUCCUCGCAGAUGGUGGGUACCCCUGCCUCCAACGACCACUCCCCCUCAUCACUCCCUACAAGCGGCCGGUGCAAGGUGUGGGAGCCCAGCGCUUUAACAGCCAUCAUUCCAGGGCACGCUCUAUCAUUGAGCGUGCCUUUGGAAUGAUGAAGACCAGGUUUCGCUCCAUCUUCCUGCAAGUGCUGGAGGUGCACCACACCUCUGUGCCUCAGGUCAUAACAGCAUGUACAGUCCUGCACAACAUCUGCCUGGGGGCAGGUGACAUCAUGGCCCCAGAGGAUGAGCUGCAGGACGACAUGCCGGAGGAUGAGGGGGAGGAGUUGGAGGCCGUCAGUGGUGCUCCAUGGCGGGACCAGCUGUCUGCCCUGGAGGAGGUCAACCCUGACCACGACUAUCUUUAGUGGUGACAUGGCAGCCGUCGAUCAAGUCAGCCCUGCAAACCCAGUUGAUGGACGAUGCGGUGGACAGUGGAGGCAUGCACCUCCAAACGAUGUCCCACUGAGGCAGAAGACACCAGGGUCUUUAUUGUGGCAUCCUAUCCAGCCCAGCAGCACUGCCAGGGACUCCUGCUCAGCUAAUAACUGUACAUAUUUCAAUUUGUUGUCAUUUAUAAAUUGUACUUAAUUUCAUCUAAUCAUUUGUCUUUGUUGUGUAAUAACAUUGUCAUUUCUGCCGUACAAAUGUUCAUAUAUGUAAAUGUAUAGACUGCCCACAUGUAAAUAUUGAUCAUCGUUCUCACUGCACCUUCAAUAAAAGAGAAUAUC